This is a messenger RNA of Symbiodinium natans, 1326 nucleotides long. The record is from the annotation of a GenBank genome assembly. NCBI's taxonomy places the organism in Eukaryota, Dinophyceae, Suessiales, Symbiodiniaceae.
AUGGAACAUGAUCUCCACCUUGCCCCCAGCCAGCUUGCGGUCCUCGCGCUCUGCCAAGGCGUGGCCUGCGCCGUCUCAGGGCCAGUCUGGGGGAAUCUCGUGGACUCUGGGGCCUCGCGAAAGUCGUUGCUGCAGGUGGGCGCCAUGCUUUGGGGCCUCUGCACGAUACAGUUGGCAUUGACCUCGAACUUCGUGAUCAUGAUCGUGUUGCGUGUGCUCAAUGGAGCCGCACUGGCGAUGAUGGUGCCGGUGAUGCAAUCCAUCGUCGCAGACUUGACGACGUCCUCCAACUGCGGUUCUGCAUUUGGCAAGGUGGCUUGCGCUGCAAACGUGGGUCAAGUCUUGGCGUGCUUGAUGGUGACCCCAAUCUCGGAAAGCGUCAUUCGCGGUGUCCGGGGCUGGCGACUGAGCCUGGCCUUCGUGGGAAUCCUGAGCCUGGUCUGUGCGCUCUUUGUGCGGGUGGCGGUGCAUGAAGAACCGACCGUUUGGAAACCCAGGAGAUUUGGAAUAUUGCGAGAGAUCCGCACAUUCGUGCAGUUCAUGAAGAUCCCGACGUUCCGCGUGAUCGUUUUGCAGGGCGUCUUCGGCACGAUCCCGUCAGCGGCGCAGAGCUUCACGACGAUGUACCUGCAGUACAUGGGCGUCUCCAAUGCGAUGUGCGGUCUCAUCCUCGCGCUGCGUACCGUGGGCGAAGGCCUGGGCAGUGCGCUUGGCGGUUACCUCGGGGAUAUCGCGCACAUGAGGCGACCCACCGAUGGCAGGAUUUUCAUUGCGAUGUUCUCGGUUCUGGUGAACAUUCCAUUUAUCUAUGCCAUCUUCAUGGGCGUCUCAAAGAGCCAGGACUUGUCAGUGUUCUUUGCUGGACUUCUCUUCACCAGCGGGGUUUUCACCUCCUGGGAAGUUGCGGGAUGCCUGUGCCCAGUCGUGAUUGACAUCGUGCCCCGACGACAGCUCUCAUCCGCUUUUGCUUGGAACGUGGCCAUUGUCUUCACGAGCGGCAACAUGAUCGGGCCCAUGCUGGUAGGGGUGACGGCGCAGAAGAUCUUCCACUACCGACUCACGACAGACAGCAUUGAAGACAUGAGCGCCGACAUGCGCGAGAGCAACGCAGAGGCUUUGGGGAAGUCGCUGUGCUUCAGUUCCAUCGUGCCCUGCAUCAUUUCGGCCCUGAUCUUCGCCAUGCUCUUCUGCACAUACUCUUCGGACAGGAGGAAUAUCCAGGACUGCCAGGCUGGUGACACCGACAGUGAUGUGCCAGAGGCUUCCAAGGAGCCACCGACAGAGACAUCGCGUUUGCUCACAAAGCGAAGAUCAAGCGAGGCAUGA